AUGCAGUCUUUCAUGGAGAGUCUCGCUGGAAAGCGAGUUGUCCUCUCCGGAUGUGGAGGGGGAUGCGAUGUGCUGGGGACUUCUGUGAUCUACCAGCAGAUCAAAGACAAGGCUCGGCAAGUGGCCUUCUUUAGCCUCUCCUUUACGAAGGAUGGCCUGCUCCUCAAGACCUGUCAGCAGAUUUCAAAGAAGUGCUGGCUUGUUGAGCCCGGCAAUGGAGGGCUCGCAGAUGAUCCAAAUGAGCAGGUUUACUUUCCAGAGGCACGGAUGGCCAAUGCCACCGGUGUUCACAUCUAUACUCUCUCCCACUAUGCCACCAUCGCUCAGUACACAGAGGGCUACAGGGCGGCCUUGAAGCUGGAAUUUGGUGAUGAGGUGCCCGACGUGCUGAUCCUUUGCGACGGUGGCUGCGAUGUGCUCCUUACGGGAGCUGAGUCGGGUCUGGCAACGCCUGUCGAAGACAUGUCGCACCUGAAGGCUAUUCUCCCGCUGAACAUUCGCGAGAAAUAUGUAGCUGCCUUGGGUGCGAAUGUCGACUGUGGGCAUGGGGUUGUCCAAGCGGAGCUGGAUAAGCGCCUGGCUGACAUGCGGCGCUCGGGGACCAUGAUCUUCAGCCACCCGUUAACAAUUGAAGAUGCGCCCGCUGCGUACUUUGCUGAUCUGGUGAGCAAGUGCGCUCCUGCCCGCAGUAUUGUGCAGAGCCUGGUUGUGGCAGCUAUGGAAGGGCACCGCGGCCUCUACACGCCGGAGCAUUUGAAAAGGCGGAUCGGGGCCAACAAGGUGCCGCUCAGCGAGCAGACGGCGACGCUCUUCCUGUUUCACCUCGAGAGGCUGGCAGGCGAGAUUCUCUACCUCGACCGGCUGGAGCCGGAGCACAAUUUCAUACACAUUGCGGCGGUCAUCAGCGACUUUGAAGAUGCAAG
Messenger RNA from Symbiodinium pilosum, 923 nucleotides. The record is from the annotation of a GenBank genome assembly. NCBI's taxonomy places the organism in Eukaryota, Dinophyceae, Suessiales, Symbiodiniaceae.